AUGUCCACCAAUGAUAUCGAAAAGCAAGAAUCAACGUCCAAGAGGACAAUACAAGUUGACCGUAUCUUCAGUAGAAAAGACUAUCAGUGGCACUUCGUGAAGUCGAAACCCCCUUCGAAGGAAGACAGGUUCAAGAAAUACGCUCUAGUCGUGCGACGAACAAUCCUCUUCGAUGGAACUCCAGGGAAGACUUUUGUGGAGCUCAGGUCUUCACACUUAGCAAAGGUAUUUCGUAGCAUUCUCAAGGGCGUUGAAUGUAAUGGUUUACGUCUGAAACCACCGACGUUUAAAGUAGAGAUACUGUUUCUUGUUGCUCCCUUAUUAAACGCUCAUCUAGCUGAAGAAGAGGACAGGGGAGUUUUGGAUCUACAAACUUCGGAUGAUAUCAAGGAGGUCCUCACAUUCGUGGAUUCCUACUAUGGCCCAAAGAAACAAGAGAUUGAAUCCUUUCAUGCGAAUGGUGAGAUAAUCUAUGAAUACUUAUGGACGUUGUUCCCGCCGGGUUGCGAAGUCCUUCAACGGCUUGGGCUUAAGAACGAAUCUCAAGCAUUGAAAUUCAUUAAAUAUUAUCUAAUUAGGGCUAGUAUGAUCAAUCACAAUGGAGACAAACUUGGUUGGGGGGUGGUCAAGCUUAAGAUUCCAAUCUUUAGCCAGGCGAAACCUAUCACUAGUCUACCUGUUUUCCCACUCAAAUUUUGCCUACAUGGAUCAAAGGUGCAGCGAGAUUUGAAGGAGAGGGGGAAACGAUACCUAGAUUACUCAAAACCCACUUGCAGAGAAUAUGAUGGCAUAGGGGUCGAGAUGAAGCUUGAAGGCGAUAACUGGAAAGAAAAGCGGUUCUACACAUCCGGAAGAGUUAUGAUUGAUCCAAUCACCUUUAAAAUGAACUGCCCAGACAGUGAACUUCUUGAACUGGAUAUAGCGGAAGAAAUCGAAUCGGACAACGUCACAGAUGAUGAUCUUAUCUUCUGUAACCAUCGCGCCCUCGGAUUCAGCUUUGCGACAAAAACAUGGGGAGGUUUCGCUGUUUCCAAGUUGCAGGAAGUGACAUGGGAUAUCACAGCUAUCGAUAAACUCAUCAUUGAUGGCAAAAGGCGACAUAUAAUAACGUCCCUAAUCAAGGGUCAUAAGUCCGAUCAGUCCAAGUUUGAUGAUAUCGUCCAAGGAAAAGGCAAAGGCCUUGUUGGACUUUUCAGCGGUCCACCUAGGACGGGGAAAACCCUUACAGCGGAAGUUGUGGCCGAAAUGUCGAAGAGGGCACUCUACACAGUUACAGUUAGCGAGCUGGGUACUGAAGCGAAAGGCCUUGAUGAGUCUCUGGACCGCAUUAUGUCGACGGCUCGUCGGUGGGGCUGUGUUGUCUUGAUUGACGAAGCUGAUAUCUUUUUGCGUAAACGAAAAGACGAUGAUAAAGGCCAAAAUGCCUUAGUCAGCGUGUUUCUACGGAGAUUAGAGUACUUUCACGGCAUUAUCAUAUUGACGACAAACCGUCUGAAAGAUAUGGAUGAUGCCUUUAGGAGUCGCAUUCAUUUCAAGUUCCACUAUCCACCACUCACCCAUAGCGACCGCGUUGGGAUCUGGAGGAACUUCUUGCCAGGUUUUACGGAGGCCGACUUAAAUACUCUAGCCCCCAUUGAGAUAAAUGGGCGAGAGAUCAAGAAUGCGGUCGCGUGCACAACAACGAUUUGUGGGGUUAUAGAGGAGCCUCUGAGCGUAGGUGCACUUAAAGAUUCGCUGGAAACCUAUGCUGGUUGGGAAGAAUCGCAGGAGUAA
Molecule: messenger RNA, 1773 nt
Organism: Hypoxylon trugodes
Lineage: Eukaryota; Fungi; Ascomycota; Sordariomycetes; Xylariales; Hypoxylaceae
Product: P-loop containing nucleoside triphosphate hydrolase protein
Exons: 7
Coding region: 1-1773 (590 amino acids)
Molecular function (GO): ATP binding; ATP hydrolysis activity
Source: RefSeq, a predicted model, not a curated record